UUUUGUAGACUGGCUAGCGGAGUAUGACAAAAGUCCUCUUGAGUGAUGAAGACACUGUACAUUCCAAGGUAGUGUCGUUCCAGCGGAAGCUUUCCGAGAUUCAAUUUCCCGAAGACGAUGUAGCUUACUGGGAUGCAAUGGCCUCGGCCUUGUCAGUCGGAUGGCUUGACGUUGUUAUAGCGUUCUUGCGGAUGCAUGGAUCGUAUCGAUUGGAUCAGCUUGAUGACCGGCAGACUGAAAAUGGCCUCGUAGAAGCAGUUACGCUGCUCAUUAUGCAAAUGCCGCGGCUGCGCCCGAGGCUCCCUGAUGGAAGUCCUGGUGUUGCUAUAGGUUUUAAGCCUGACUUUUCUAAGGCGAGGGAAAAAUGGCGAAGUCAGGUUUCCAAGCUUGAAAAUAGUGUGUUUUGGGCGGAAUGCAACCACCGUGGGACGCUUCUUGGUCUUAAGAAGCUAAUACAGGUGCUAUUGGGAAACGUUGAUGUUCUACAGCUCUCUACGUUUCACUGGAUGGAGUCGCUGGUGCAGGUCUUAGAUGGAAUGCGUAGCAUAGCUUCCAAGUGCAAAGGAUUGAAAAGUUCUGGGGACGAAGACCUUGAAGAACUUUUAUCUGCAAUUAUCAGCAACGACACCGAGCUAGCACCUGUUUACCUCGCGGCUUGCCCAAAGCAAGGCCUGGGAAUGCUUGAAGCUCUCCUAAUGAAGCAGAGUUGUUCCAAUCAGAUACUGGCAUUGAAGUUUAAAGCAUGGAAAGAAGGGCCAAGGGAUAAUGUGGCUUCAAUUGGCCCGAGACGAGCAGAGGCUUUCUGA
This is a messenger RNA of Selaginella moellendorffii, 806 nucleotides long. RefSeq names its product nuclear pore complex protein NUP85. The record is from RefSeq and is a predicted model, not a curated record. Gene Ontology annotation, biological process: protein import into nucleus; mRNA export from nucleus; positive regulation of DNA-templated transcription. Gene Ontology annotation, molecular function: structural constituent of nuclear pore. Gene Ontology annotation, cellular component: nuclear pore outer ring. Lineage: Eukaryota; Viridiplantae; Streptophyta; Lycopodiopsida; Selaginellales; Selaginellaceae. Bases 24 to 806 code for a protein of 260 amino acids. The transcript is spliced from 10 exons.